UUUCCUGAAUGCAACUCCACAUUUGACUGUCUGCAACUUUAUUGUUCUUUCAACAGCAGAUAGCGACGAACAACGGUCUGACGCUACUAUUAUUGAAAUGGCGUUAGUGUAGUUAAAGACACCGUUAUUUGUAGUUAUUGUGGUCGUUUAGGUCGCUUCGGGUUUUAUUUUUCUGGUCCGGUGUAUUCACGCUGGACAUGUCCUCUAUAUUUGGGCAUUACGGAGUUGAUAAAUGAAAAUGUGGUAAAGCAAAUUGUUAAUAAUUUACGUUGCAUAAUAAGGCCGCAGCUACCGCCGAGCUUGCGUAAGGAUUACAACGGCUUUUGAAUGCUUGGCCUGCCGCAGCUAGAUGUCGGUUUCCAAGUGAAUCCCGGUGGACAUGUGUAUCAGUAAUCUGGAAGUGAAGUGACACACUUACUGUUCAGUUCAACAGUAACAUUACCCUUAUUGGUUUGUGAAAUAGUCCCGCCCAUCCUAGAAAUUAGAUUUUGGCAUCUUGACUUUAUUAUCGUUUGAAAGCAAGUUCCCCUAACACACACACUCUCAAUAUGGCAUCAGUGCCAGUGUACUGCUUGUGUCGUCUGCCAUAUGAUGUAACACGCUUCAUGAUCGAGUGUGACAUUUGUCAAGACUGGUUCCAUGGAAGCUGUGUUGGAGUAGAGGAGGACAAAGCAGCUGAGAUUGACCUGUAUCACUGCCCCAACUGUCAGGUCACCCAUGGGCCAUCUGUCAUGCGCAAACGCCGUGGAGGCAAUAAGCAGACAGAUGGUGGUGCUGCUGGAGCAAGAGAUCCAAGUCGACCUGUUAAGACAGGCAGUCCACAGUUUGUCAGGGAGCUACGGAGCCGCACCUUCCCAAAUGCGGAUGAAGUCUUGCUAAAGCCAUCUGGGGCCCAGCUGACAGUCGAGUUUCUGGAAGAGCAUUCAUUCAGUGUUCCGGUCAUGGUGCUGAGGCGAGAUGGCCUAGGCAUGACCCUUCCUCCAUCAUCAUUUGGCGUCAGUGAUGUAGAGCACUACAUCGGUGCAGACAAAGAGAUUGAUGUGAUUGAUGUGUCUCGCCAAUGUGACCUGAAGAUGCGUUUGGGAGACUUUGUUGAAUACUACAACAGCCCCAAUAGAGACAGAGUGCUCAAUGUCAUCAGCCUGGAGUUCUCUGAGACCAGGCUUUCAAACUUGGUGGAGACUCCAAAGAUUGUGAGGAAACUGUCAUGGGUGGAAAACCUCUGGCCUGAAGAGUCUGUGUUUGAACGCCCCAAUGUGCAGAAGUACUGCCUAAUGGGAGUGAAGGACAGCUACACAGACUUCCACAUUGACUUUGGAGGCACCUCAGUAUGGUACCAUGUUCUGAGGGGUGAGAAAAUCUUCUACCUAAUUUCCCCCACCCCAGCCAACUUGGCACUUUUUGAGCGGUGGAAUUCCUCAUCUAACCAGAAUGAGAUGUUCUUUGGAGAUCAGGUUGAUAUGUGUUACAAGUGCUCUGUCAAACAAGGAAACACCUUGUUCAUACCAACAGGGUGGAUCCAUGCUGUGCUGACUCCAGUGGACUGCCUGGCCUUUGGAGGAAACUUCUUGCAUAGUCUAAACAUUGACAUGCAGCUGCGGGCUUAUGAAAUAGAGAAGAGAUUAAGCACAGCAGACUUGUUCAGAUUUCCCAACUUUGAGACUGUGUGCUGGUAUGUUGGAAAGCACCUUCUUGACACCUUCAGAGGUUUGAGAGAAAACCGCAGACAUCCUGCCACUUACCUGGUUCACGGAGCUAAGGCCCUGAACAAUGCCUUUCGUGGCUGGACUCGUAAAGAGGCUUUAGGAGAGCAUGAAGUGGAGAUUCCGGAAACCAUCAAUACUCAGACACUAGUGAAGGACCUGGCUAAGGAGAUUCGUCUGGUUGAGGACAUCUUCCAGCAAAACAUUGGCCGCACUGGACCUCAGUUUCCUGGUUCGCCACUCUCUAAAGCCCCCCUGACCACCUCUCAGAAUUCAGGACGCCCCCCUGGAAAAAAGAAAGGACCCAAGCCCAAGGAGGUGAUUGGGGCUCUUGGGCCCCCAGGAACCAAGAAGAAGAGUCAGAAGGGGCUACUUAAGACAGAAGCAGGAGAACUUGACCUAAUUGAGAUCCACACCAAACAUACACUCAAAAAAUUUCAACCUGGCAAGUCCAAAAACAAGAACAAGCUGGAGUUGCCUUUAGAGGAGUUUGAAGGGAAGCUAAAUAAAAGCAAACUGAAACUUGUGCUGACUAAUGGAAAAAUUCAAGGUAAGAAGGACAGCAGCAGUAAUGGUGCAGGAAGUGCUCGAAACUACAAACAUCUUGCCUUGAAGGGAUCCAGUCUGUCUGACUUGGAGUCCGAGGAUGAGCUGCAGAUUGACGAGACCCCUCCUCCAAGACGGAAACCUGCAGGACCUAGCAAGAAAAAGAAACUAAGUGGUCUUCCUAGGAAGCUUCCCAGAGCCAAACCCUGCUCUGACCCCAAUCGCAUCAGGGAACCAGGAGAGGUAGACUUUGACAUUGAGGAGGAUUACACCACAGACGAAGAGGCACUGGCCGCCCACGGAGUGAAGGGUGGCGUGGGGGGCAUUCUUGACUUAUUGAAGGCCAGCAAGCAAGUGGCAGGCUUGGACUCAGCAACACUCAGUGAGGAAGCCCCAGCCUCUCCCAGUACUCGUGAUGCCAUUCAGGGUAUGCUGUCCAUGGCCAACCCCCCUUCCUCGUCCUCAUCCUCGUCAUCUUCAUCUCCCUUAUCUAUUUCUGGAGGCCUGACAGAAGGAUUAGGGGUGGUCAAGGAAAAGGGUGGCAGGGCUGUAUGGGUGACUGGAGGGGUCAAAAAGACAGGAAGUCCUGAGAAGAAACCUGUCAUCCAGCGGCCUGGAAAACGGCCAAUUAAACGGCCAGCCCGUCACCUUAGUGACGAGGAGAGUCCAGAUGAGCAAGAGACUCUGGGAACCUGUUUUAAAGAUUCAGACUAUGUUUACCCUUCCUUGGAGUCUGAUGAGGAGGACCAUGCUAACAAGGCUAAGAUGAAGCGGAAGAAAAACUGGGAUGACACACCAUGGAGCCCAAAAGCCAGGGUGAUGCCCACCCUUCCCAAACAGGAUCGACCAGCCAGGGAAGGGGCUAGAGUUGCAUCUGUAGAAACUGGUCUUGCAGCAGCUGCUGCCAAGCUGGCACAGCAAGAGCAGCAAAAGCCUGCUAAAAGGAAGUACACCAAAAAGCAGCGUCCUCCUGCUCCUGUAGUCACUCCUCCCCCUGUUCAGCCUGAGCCAGCCCCAUCCUCACCACCACCUGCUUCAGAGUCUGCAGCAGACUUCAGCCCAGACAGAAGGAUGGAUUACUACUCUGCUAGUCUGUUGGACCAUGAAUACACAGCAGGACCUGGACCUUUUGGUCCCGGAGGUCCUAGAGGCAGUGGAGCCAUGGCCCCUGGUGUAUUCCUCACUUCACGCCGACCUUCACUGUCUCCGCAGAACAGCAGCUCUCACUCUGGUGCAUCCCCUGCAGGUUUAGCCAGCCAAGGCACAACAGGAAUUGGUCAAGGGAAACGUCCAAAGAAAGGACUUGCAACUGCAAAACAGAGACUUGGAAAAAUUCUGAAAAUUCACCGUAACGGCAAACUUCUCUUGUGAGAGAUGUUGGAAAUGUGGCUGAAGACUUUUAAGUGGGAAUGAAGAAAAAGGCUUUUGUGAAAGUAGGUCUGAAGGAAAUAGAGAUAGUGAUCUAUAUUUUGUACUCUAGAUAAAUUUGUUUACGGUUUUCACCGGUUAUUGAAUCUCACUAUAUCUUGUCCUGCACCAAUUACCCUGCCCAACUAAUUAGCAGCCUGUUUUGCCACUCCACUCAUCCAUAUCUGCAUAAAGAUGUUUUCAGAGGCACAUCUGUGUCUUUAAACAAACCACUGUAAUGUGCUAGAUGCACAUUUAAUGUGGUAACUCUUAAUGAUCACAUGCUAUUUGACAUUGGUAAUAGGAAAUUGUGACACGCAUUUCAAAAUGACAGGUAGACAUUUAUUUACUAGCAAGACUAACUAGCAUAAUAAAUUGACAAAACCUAAUGGCUUCUUUUGUUUAGGCUAUUAUUAGUGGCUCUAUUUAUGCAAAGACAUUUUACUCUCCAUAGAUUUUCUAGUCAGGUAAAAUGUAGUGUCUGCAUAACCCUCACACAAUCCCACACACAGUCAUGCAGUUGUAGUGUUGUAUUUAGUUGUCUUGACAUCAUUUUGACCUCAUAAAACAUUCAUGUGUGGUAUGAUGAUUACAGGACACCAAUCUUUACACACAAUAAUCAGUUUUGCAAAAAUCCAGGGUAUGCACAUGGUCAGCACCCAGUAUGCCACAUGUAUUCAUUUUUUUUGAGGAAUUUGUCAGUGAUGUUUAUUUAACUCAUUUUCCUCCAUAUACUGUAGCUCUACAUAUAAAAUAGAAAGUGAUCCACUGAUGCCAAGAGUAACAUCAUACAAUUCUAUUUAUUCUGAUCAUAUUUAUUUAACAAGGCAGCAUUUAGCCAUCUCUUAGCCUGUUUUAACAUUGUAUGUUUUACCACCUCAUCUUCUUGGACCCUACUUUAAUUAUUUUCAGCCACUUAAUAUGUGUACAAAAAAUGUAUCCAUUGCUUUGUUAGAAUUUUUUACAGUUUAAGUUGUCAUUGUAAAUAUUUGUAAUAUUUGUAAUUUAUAUAGCUACAUUGGAAGAGCAGAAGAAUAUUAUGAGAUGACGAGACUAGUUUCCUGCAAGUUGCCAUAAUUUGUGCCCCAAGUGUCGGCAGAAUUCUUGGGCCAGAUCUAGAGAUGUGCUUUCUUUUCACAGAAUGUGCUAGUGAUAAAAUGUUGGCAGAAGUGUAGAUUUAACUGUGUGAAAGCUUGUGAAGCUGCAGGAUAUGAAUUGAUAUGUAAAUAUAUGUUGUAAUUUAAGUUCUUUUAUAGUUCAAAAACUUUGAAAUCUUUCUUAACAUAACUUGUACAUGAUACAUUGCUGUAUUUGGAAAAUAUCUGAAAUAGUCCAUUUUUUAUAUUUGUACGCAGUAAUUGUCAUGCUUAGUUUGUCAUGUUGUCUUGUCGGUGUAAUAGUGGAAGUGUUCUGGAAAAAAUGCCCUUGUUUAAUUUCAUCCUUUUAGUUUUAUAUUAGUUAUUGUUGAUAUUCACUCUUGUGUUGGUGUGUACUGUGUGUUUUAAACAUGAUGUGUUUAAAUACGACCCGGAACCGAUAAAAUAUACCUUGGGCAAAAUUUA
This is a messenger RNA of Siniperca chuatsi (mandarin fish), 5218 nucleotides long. It is a transcript of the gene phf8, whose product is annotated as PHD finger protein 8. The transcript is spliced from 22 exons. Lineage: Eukaryota; Metazoa; Chordata; Actinopteri; Centrarchiformes; Sinipercidae. Gene Ontology annotation, biological process: protein demethylation; regulation of transcription by RNA polymerase II. Gene Ontology annotation, molecular function: transcription coregulator activity; histone demethylase activity. The record is from RefSeq and is a predicted model, not a curated record. Bases 549 to 3620 code for a protein of 1023 amino acids.